GAUUAAAGAUGGAUACGGACUGAAAUAUAUACAUUCACCAUAAUUUAAUAUGAUAUACAGUUUAAAGUUCUCCACAUCAACAUAGACAGUUGUUUAGUUAUGGGCACGGGUGCUUCAAAAGCGAGAAAGAAAAACAAAGUACGUCAAAAUGCUUUGGUUGUUGGAAGUUUACAAGUGAACGCUCAACGAUCUAGAGAUGCCACAAAUCACACUGAACCUGAGGAAGAGACUAAACCUAUUUCUUUAGUAGACACAUAUGAGGUGAAUGAUUCACUUCUCUUUAAAGGUGGAACCAGUGGACAGUUCGUACCAUACUUUAAAGCAUGGUUAGUCAGGGUUGAAGCCGAUGAACUUUGUUCAAUUUGCUCGAAGUACAAUGGCAAAAAAGUUUUCCCGUGUCGUGUCUGUACUCGAGUAUUUCAUGAAGGAUGUUUACAAAAAACACGAAAGUUGAAUGAUAAAGAUUCCAAAGAUGCCUUUUCUAGAGCAGGAACCGACCUUGGAUGGAGCUGCCAUUACUGUGAGAAUAUCACACUUUUGCUUUCUGAUGACGAGAUGCAAAAUCUCAUCGAAUAUUUUGAUGAAUUCGAUAUGAACCAAGACACACAGAUUGAAAAAUCUGAGUACGUCAAGAUAAGAAUAUUAUCUAUUGAGAAAGAUAAUCCGGAGAUGGAAGUUUCAGCUGAAUUGGAGCAAGAUCUUGAACGUGAGUUCAAAGCGAUGGAUAGGAAUGAUACAGGUACGAUUGAUUGGUGGGAAUUCGUCAAUCACGAGGCAGUGAAAGUUCUAGGACGAAGGGAUAAGCGUUCCUUAUCCAAGCUCUUAACUAAGCGUGAGAUAGAAAAAGCACGAGACAUGUUUCAUUCUUACGAUCGGGAUGAAGAUGGUUACAUCUCGAGCUACGAGGCGAUGAAAGCUUAUGAAAGAUGGUUCGGACAAUUAAAGAUCCCAAACGAUAGCUCAAAUCCUGAUUGGUUCUCAAAUUCAAGUUACUUGCAACAUCAAGAAGUUGAUGGACAUAUCGAUGCGCAUAUGAAGAUAUUAAUGGAUGCUGAUGCAGAUAAAAAUAAGUUAGUUUCGUGGCAAGAAUAUUUGCAAGAUCAAUCGUUGUAUCUCUUGGCAGCUCGUCCAAAUUACUACAUUCCUCCCAACUUAGAUGCAGGAAAGAAACGAGUUUAGUCUAAAAAAGUUUGACCGAAUUGGAAUCAAAAUUAACUGAUUCAGUCGAUAGCAAUCGCCUGGUCAACAAUGAAUUUCGAUAAGCAGGAGACUCAACUCUCAAGGGAAGUUAAAGGAUAGAACCAGCACCUGUGAGUUGUGGGGGCAGUGGUUCAAUUACACCAUGCAGUGGUCAUACGUACCGUACGUGUGUUAAUUCAAAUUUCGGUGUAUGCCGGCAAAUGUAUACGCGUGUGGCCUAGAUAUUAUGGCUAAUUUUAAAAUCCAAUCCGAACGAUGCUCGCAAGUUUGAGAUUGGAUUUAGUUCGCACUCGUUGAAUAAGGCUACCGAUUUCCAAUUAAUCCAAUUAAUCCUAUACUCGAUAUACAGCGUGUCCCCAAAAAAGUGCCCUUAACAGCAAAAGAAUGAUUUCGCUAAAGGGUACUUUUUAGGGUACUUUAUUUUAAAUGAAUUAUUCAUACUUGAAGAAUUAUCAAUCAUUCACAUUCCUAUUUCCAAGGAACCUUUGUACACCAUU
Molecule: messenger RNA, 1697 nt
Organism: Dendronephthya gigantea
Lineage: Eukaryota; Metazoa; Cnidaria; Anthozoa; Malacalcyonacea; Nephtheidae
Product: PHD finger protein 24-like
Exons: 8
Coding region: 100-1179 (359 amino acids)
Molecular function (GO): calcium ion binding
Source: RefSeq, a predicted model, not a curated record